UGCCUUACGAAGAUGGCUCUUCAGACCGUUGACCGUUCUCCGUGUCGCCAGGCCAUCCACCAUCAUGGCCUUACAAUUUGAUGGGAAGUCGUCAGGAACGACCAACCCAAGGACACGUCAAUACUCAGAGUUGGAUGAUGAUAAGGACUGGAAUCCGAAGAUGGACGAUGUUGAGGUCAGCAGCCGGGAGCUGAAUAUUGGUACUGCUGUCUCCAGAUACGAGAACAGGCAAUCGGAUCCAGUCACUGAUCUGAAGGAACGUCUGUCAACAUGGGAUCCCAACUACCCGGAGGACAAGAGAGAGUCGAUUAUCCUCGACACUUCAUCGUUCGACGAUGAAGUUGCAUUCAAGGAGGUGGAGGACUCUCCGUAUCCCGAGGUCCGCGCUGCUAUCCACAACUACGACGAAGAUGUGCCUGCCAACACAAUCCGAGCGUGGGUGAUUGGAAUGACUCUGGUCGUCGUUGGAGCUUCUAUGAACACACUAUUUUCAUUACGUGCUCCCUCUAUCGGUUUGGGAGCGUUGGUGGCACAGAUUAUUGCUUGGCCACUUGGUCAUGGAUGGGCCAAGGUCAUGCCGACACGCCAAUUCAGCACCUUUGGGCUCAAAUGGUCUUUCAACCCAGGGCCAUUCAACAUCAAGGAGCACUCGAUUAUCGUUGUCAUGGCUAGCGUCAGUUUCUCUGCUGCAUAUGCUACCGACAUUCUCCUUGCUCAGAUCGCCUUUUACAAGCAAGACUUCGGCAUAUUGUUCCAGCUUCUGCUGGUCAUUUCAACUCAAUCCAUUGGAUACGGUAUUGCAGGAAUGAUGCGCAAAUUCUUGGUCUACCCUGCCGCUAUGAUUUGGCCUGGUAAUUUGGUCAGCGUCACGCUCAUGAACGCUAUGUAUGAGAAAACUGCCGUAAAGCCGGAUCCCACCAUCCUCGGUGGCACUAUUCCGCGAUAUCGAUGGUUUGGUUACGUCUGCGCCGGCGCUUUUGUUUACUACUUCAUUCCUGGAUUCUUGAUGCAAUUCUUGAGUGUGUUUGCCUUCGCUACCUGGAUUGCACCAAACAACGUCGUCGUCAAUCAAUUGUUUGGAGGCACCACCGGACUUUCUCUGCUUCCUAUCACGUUCGACUGGACUCAGAUCUCCGGUUUCGUUGGAUCUCCAUUGAUUCCUCCGUGGUUCGCUAUCGCCAACACAAUGAUCGGCGUCGUCGCUUUCUACAUGAUUGGUGCCUCGGCGUUACACUACAGUGGAACAUGGAGUGCCAAGUUCCUGCCAAUGAGUGAUAGCAUAACGUAUGACAAUACGGGUGCCUCUUACAACACCACAAGAAUCCUCACGCCACAGUUCACUCUCGACCUGGAAGCCUACAAGGGAUACUCGCCAUUGUUCUUGUCAACCACAUUCGCUCUCUCCUAUGGACUUUCAUUCGCGGCCAUUGCAGCUUUGAUUGUGUAUACUUACCUGAAUCAUGGAAAGCAGAUCUGGCAACAAUUCCGAAACAGCACUAAGGAGGAACCUGACAUUCAUAUGAAGUUGAUGAGCAAGUACAAGGAGGCUCCGACCUGGUGGUACAUGGCUUUGUUCGCUAUCAUGAUCGGUCUCAGUCUCAUCACAGUGCUAGCCUUCCCAACCAAUCUCACGUGGUGGGCAUUUCUACUCGCGUUGGGUAUCUCGUUCGCAUUCUCUUUGCCCAUUGGUAUUAUUCAAGCCAUUACGAACACCCAAAUCGGCCUUAAUGUGCUCACGGAAUUCAUCUUCGGUUACAUUCAGCCAGGACGACCACUCGCUUUGAUGAUCUUCAAGACCUACGGAUACAUCACCAUGUCACAAGCUCUUGGAUUCGUAUCUGAUCUCAAAUUCGGACACUACAUGAAGAUCCCACCCCGAACCAUGUUCAUGGCCCAAGUUGUAGCGACAACCUUCUCUUGCUUCAUUCAAGUAGCAGUGCUCAACUUUGCUCUUACCAACAUCAAAGAUGUAUGCACACCUCAUCAAACUGAGCAUUUCACAUGCCCAGGCGGACGAGUCUUCUUCUCAGCUUCGAUUAUCUGGGGUCUGAUCGGCCCGCAACGCAUCUUCUCCCCGGGCCAAAUAUACUCCGGUCUUUUCUGGUUCUUCCUCGUCGGCGCCAUCACUCCUGUAGCGAUCUACUUCUCAGCCCGCAAAUGGCCCAAGUCCCCCAUCAAGUACCUUAUGGCUCCCUUGAUUUUCGGUGGAGCUGGAUCCAUUCCCCCCGCGACUCCACUCAACUAUCUUUCCUGGGGUAUCAUCGGCUUCAUCUUCCAGAAGGUCAUUCGUCAACGAUACUUCGGAUGGUGGUCUCGACUCAACUAUCUGACAAGUUCUGGCUUGGAUCUCGGCUUGGCGCUGAGCACGCUGUUCAUCUUCUUCGCGUUCACGCUGCACAACGUCGAGGCGCCAAACUGGUGGGGUAAUUCAAUUGUUAGCGCGACCAUAGAUGCGCAGGAUACGGCAGUGCAAGCUAUAGUUGCUGCUGGGGAGCAUUUUGGACCUGCUACUUGGUAGUCGGCUCAGACUAGAGAGUGUUACUUUCAGGUAUAUCUUUGGUGAUAGAGUGUGUAUAUCAGGGCUUGAAGAACGAUUUCCUUUAUUUCCUAUUAUCUUGUAAUUGUAAGAAUAUGUACGUGUUUCAAAGUUACUAUUAUGGUAGCCAUCCUUAUGAUCGAAGUAGAUUUCUG
Mollisia scopiformis is the source of this 2691-nucleotide messenger RNA. Its product is annotated as small oligopeptide transporter-like protein. Gene Ontology annotation, molecular function: oligopeptide transmembrane transporter activity. Lineage: Eukaryota; Fungi; Ascomycota; Leotiomycetes; Helotiales; Mollisiaceae. The transcript is spliced from 8 exons. Gene Ontology annotation, biological process: transmembrane transport. Bases 161 to 2518 code for a protein of 785 amino acids. The record is from RefSeq and is a predicted model, not a curated record.